AUGCCGUGGACAGUCACAAAUUCUUUUAAGCGAGGCCUGAUGAAAACAUACGGAAGACCGACAUGGCGCGUCUAUGACGAUGAACGGGCCGCGAAAAAAGACGCGUACAAGAUGAGUCGGACGAGGCGGAAACCAACCUUCAAUAUGCGAUUCGCGAGUCCUCCGCGGCCGUCUUGUCCAGUCCCUCGCGCCGUAAUUCGGGACCCUCGACGAUAUCGACGAUCUCACCACUCCUCCUUCAUCGCCACCGCCGCGGUUGACUCCUCCCCCGCCAACACGCGCAAACCGACCUUUGCCUUUCUCAAGCGCAAACAUAAGGAGGCCGCCGGGUCUCCUCUGACGGAAGUGAACUCCAACAGUGUGCGCUCCUCAGUAGACCCGCCCAAGCAGCAGCAACAGCAGCAGCAACAGCAGCAGCAAAUCAAUUCGUACCCCCCGCCUCCCCCGCAACCACAAAAAGCAACGCCGAAGCAGCCCGCGCUGCACCAGAUGCAGAUUGAUCUAGGCAGCGAGGUUCGCAAGACUUGUGCGACAUGCGGCAUGGAGUAUAUUCCGUCAAAUCCGGAGGACGCGGCUUUGCAUAAAAAGUUCCACGAAAUGAAUUCAACGGGCGUCGACUUGGGCAAGGCUUUCAUGCGCGCCAAUGCUUCGCGCUGGGUCUACGAGGCCACGCGUUUCGACGAGGGCUACGUGGUUAUUGUCGAUCGCAAGGCCACGCCCAGCGCCAAGAACCAGGCGAAAAAAGUGCUCGAGGUGGUUAAUAAGGAGCUGUCGUCGCCAGAAAUCGAGGACGAGCUACUCUGGAGCCAGACCGAACCCCCCAAACACCUACACAGCGAUAAUACGGAAGAAAAGGUCGAUCGAUACCGAGUGUUUUUACAUAUGAAGGACAGUCGGUGCGUCGGACUAUGUCUAACGGAGCGCAUCUGGGAGGCGCGUCCGGUGGUGCAAGGCGAGAGCAAUGGCCAUGUGAAUGGUUCGUCAGUGUCUGUCAAGGACGAGUUGCAUCCGGCGAUUGUCGGGGUCUCGCGGAUCUGGACAUCGGGAGCGUCGCGAAGAAAGGGUAUCGCAUUGGAUCUGCUGGACUGCGUGGUCAGCAAUUUCAUCUACGGCAUGGAAAUCCCCAAGAAUAAGAUUGCGUUUAGCCAGCCCACGGAGAGUGGGAAGAGGCUGGCUCAUAAAUUUUUCGAGGAAGAAGAGACGUGGCAUGUGUAUAACGAACGGUGA
This is a messenger RNA of Penicillium daleae, 1227 nucleotides long. RefSeq names its product ESCO family N-acetyltransferase. The coding region runs from base 1 to 1227 and encodes 408 amino acids. Gene Ontology annotation, biological process: mitotic sister chromatid cohesion. The record is from RefSeq and is a predicted model, not a curated record. Lineage: Eukaryota; Fungi; Ascomycota; Eurotiomycetes; Eurotiales; Aspergillaceae. Gene Ontology annotation, molecular function: protein-lysine-acetyltransferase activity. The transcript has 3 exons. Gene Ontology annotation, cellular component: nucleus; chromatin.